Molecule: messenger RNA, 315 nt
Organism: Didymodactylos carnosus
Lineage: Eukaryota; Metazoa; Rotifera; Eurotatoria; Philodinida; Philodinidae
Source: the annotation of a GenBank genome assembly
AUGGCAUCAUCAUCAACAACUGCUGAUCAAGUUCAAGUGACAAUAACACGCAAAUCGGAUGGUAAAUCAAUGGUAUUCAAUUUGGCUGAAAAGGCAACUGUGAAAGAAUUAAAAACAGAAUUAAAAGCACGUUUAACACCUCAAUACGCUGAAGGUUGUCGUCUUAUUUAUAAAGGCAAAGUGUUAAAAGGUAAACAUUCCUUAAAACAUUAUGGUUUAAAAGCAGCAGCUGGAGGAACGGAUAUUAUUAUGGAUGAUUCAAAAGACUGGAAAUCGUCGUCAGAUUCAUCGGAUUCAGAAAAAGAGCACAAAUAA